ACCAAUAACCUACUCGCUUUUUUCACCUGGAUCUCCCCAUUUAUUUCUCAAACCCAAAAAAUGGUUCGAAAUGAUCAACAAAUAACCGAUACUAACUCAAGCCAAGAACUCCCUGUAACUGCCACCGGCGGCGGCGGCGCCACCCACAAGAAGUUAACUCUAAUCCCACUUAUAUUUCUAAUAUACUUUGAGGUCGCCGGUGGGCCCUACGGUGAGGAGCCGGCAGUUAAAGCAGCCGGGCCAUUACUAGCCCUAUUGGGUUUUCUAAUCUUCCCAUUCAUUUGGAGCAUUCCCGAGGCUUUAAUCACCGCUGAACUCUGCACCACCUACCCCGGUGAUGGCGGAUUUGUUAUAUGGGCUGAUCGGGCAUUCGGCCCAUUUUGGGGAUCCAUUAUGGGCACAUGGAAAUUCCUGAGUGGAGUAAUCAGUAUCGUUUCAUUCCCUAUUCUCUGUAUCGAUUACCUAAAGAAAUCAUAUCCUGUUUUUGGUUCAGGAUUAAUUAGGUAUUUAGCAAUAAUUAUUUCAACAUUAAUCCUUUCAUUUUUGAAUUAUACUGGGCUUAAUAUUGUGGGUUAUGCUUCUGUUGGACUUGGGAUUGUUUCACUUCUACCAUUUUUGAUCAUGUCUGUUGUUGCUAUACCUCAAAUCCACCCUCAUAGAUGGCUAAGUUUAGGUCAAAAAGGGGUAAAAAAAGACUGGAAUCUAUAUGGAAAUACCCUUUAUUGGAACUUAAAUUUCUGGGAUACUAUUAGUACUAUAGCAGGCGAAGUUGAUAAACCCCAAAAAACAUUCCCACUUGCCCUAUUUAUAGCUGUGAUUUUCACUUGUUUGGCAUACUUAAUUCCAUUAUUUGCUGUAACUGGUGCAGUUUCUGUUGAUCAAUCUUUAUGGGAAAAUGGGUUCAUGGCUGAUGCUGCACAAAUGAUUGUUGGGAAAUGGUUAAAAAUUUGGAUUGAAUUAGGUGCAGUUUUGUCCGUUAUUGGGUUAUUUGAAGCUUCAUUAAGUAGCUGUUCUUUUCAAGUUUUGGGUAUGGCAAAUAUUGGGUUUUUACCGCGGUUUUGUGCAGCAAGAUCGAAAUGGUUUAACACUCCAUGGGUAGGGAUUUUAGGAGCAACUGUGAUUACAUUAGGUGUUUCAUUUUUGGAUUUUAAAGACUUGAUUUCAUCAACUAAUUUUCUUUAUAGUUUAGGGAUGUUAUUGGAAUUCGCCUCGUUUUUGUGGUUGAGGAUAAAAAAGCCUCAAUUGAGGAGGCCAUAUAGAGUGCCAAUGGGUAUGCCUGGUUUGGUGAUUAUGUGCUUGGUUCCUUCUGUGUUUUUGGUGUGGAUUAUGGUGAUUGCUACUAAAACUGUGUUUUUAGUUAGUGGUCUUAUGACUGUUGGUGGGAUUGUUUGGUUCUUUUUCAUGAAGUUGUGCAAGGCUAAAGAAUGGUGUGUUUUUAGUACUAUUCAAGUUGAGGAAUGAGAGAAAGAUUCAAGGUUAUUCUUUUCCGCUGGUUGUCACGAAUUUAUCGCUUACCCUCCACGUUUACCUAGGCUUGGGAUCGACAAUGGAUAAUCGGCAAUGAGCACUCACAGGCGAAGGCGCGAAGCUAAGGCCUUAACAACUAGUUAUGGAUUUCAUUCGUUCGGACAUACUUGCUACGUUAUGUUUAUUAACACUUUUAUCAUUCUAGCUUAUUUUAUGUAUUACAACUAAUAUGUAGGAAAGAAUAUAUUCAAGUAAUAUUUUGUUUGAAUCAUUUAAUCGCAUAUUUUUAUGAUGUUAUUUUUUUAUAGUUUUUAGUUAUGUAUGAUUCAAUAUAUGAAUGAUCAAAAUAAUGUAUUGGUUUUUUAGUUAAA
Molecule: messenger RNA, 1838 nt
Organism: Amaranthus tricolor (Joseph's coat)
Lineage: Eukaryota; Viridiplantae; Streptophyta; Magnoliopsida; Caryophyllales; Amaranthaceae
Product: probable polyamine transporter At3g13620
Exons: 1
Coding region: 61-1461 (466 amino acids)
Biological process (GO): transmembrane transport
Cellular component (GO): membrane
Molecular function (GO): transmembrane transporter activity
Source: RefSeq, a predicted model, not a curated record